UUUCAAAGAACAAGGACCAAAUCUCUCUUAGAAUCACACAUGGAAAGCCACUUGAACACAGCUGUAUGCAGCCUUGAGACCACUCAGAAUCAGGUUAAAGAUCAGUCAAAGCAGAUUGAGCGAUUGACAUCUAUAUUCAAUGAUAAGUCACAGCAGUUGAAUGAUCAGUCACAGCAGAUAGACAGUUUAACGUCCACUAUGCAGGGUCUGGUGCAGCAGGUAGAAAGCCUGACAGGCCAAGCUGUGCUGGUGGACAAAACAACCAACCAAACCAAUGACGAGACAAACAAGAUAGGGGCAACUAAUGACAAGAGUGAAGAGGGUAAG
Pocillopora meandrina is the source of this 327-nucleotide messenger RNA. NCBI's taxonomy places the organism in Eukaryota, Metazoa, Cnidaria, Anthozoa, Scleractinia, Pocilloporidae. The record is from the annotation of a GenBank genome assembly.